AUGGCAGUGUCGGGCGAGGCCGCCCACGACCGGGCCAAGCUGGGCCUCGGAAGGGCGAGUCCCGCCCAGGUGUCCAGCUGGGACCACCACCGUCGUGGUGCGUCCCCUCUAUCUCCGUGGAGCUCGGGCAGCCGAGGUUGUUGGGGAGUCCAGGCGCUGCAACCACUUCGGCGCUCGCCGCAACUCUCCUCGGCGUUGUGCGCGGGCUCCCUGUCCGUGCUGCUGGCGCUGCUGGUGAGGCUGGUCGGCGGGGAGGUCGGAGGCAAGCUGGAGUCGAGUCAGGAGGCGGCGGCCGAGGAGGAGGAGGAGGAAGGAGCCCGAGGGGGCGUCUUCCCGGGCCCUCGGGGAGGUGCUCCCGGGGGCGGCGCGCAGCUCAGCCCUUGGCUGCAGCCGGCCGCGCUGCUCUUCAGUCUCCUGUGCGCCUUCUUCUGGAUGGGCUUGUGCCUGCUGCGCGCCGGGGUGCGCCUGCCUCUGGCCGUCGCGCUGUUGGCCGCCUGCUGUGCGGGGGAAGCGCUGGUGCAGCUCUCGCUGGGCGUGGGGGACGGUCGCCUGCUGUCACUGCCCGCCGCGGGGGUCCUGCUCAGCUGCCUGGGUGGCGCGACAUGGCUGGUGCUGAGGCUGAGGCUGGGCGUCCUCAUGGUCGCCUUGACUAGCGCACUCCGGACGGUGGCCCUGGUUUCCCUGGAGAGGUUCAAGGUCGCCUGGAGACCUUACCUGGCUUACUUGGCGGCGGUGUUGGGGUUGCUGCUGGCCAGGUACGCCGAGCAGAUCCUGCCGCAGUGCUCCGGGCCGGCUCCGCCCAGGGAGCGGUUUAGGUCCCAGCUGAGCGCGAGAACCAAGGAAGAGAUUCCGGGGUGGAAGAGGAGGAGGCGGUCCAGCUCCGUGGUGGCCGGCGAGAUGUCUGGCUGCAGCGGCAAGUCGCACCGGAGGACCUCUCUGCCCUGCAUACCCAGGGAGCAGCUUAUGGGUCAUUCAGAAUGGGACCACAAAAGAGGGCCACGAGGAUCUCAGUCAGGAACCAGCAUCACCGUGGAUAUUGCUGUGAUGGGCGAGGCCCAUGGCCUCAUUACCGACCUCCUUGCAGACCCUUCCCUGCCUCCGAAUGUGUGCACAUCCCUGAGGGCUGUAAGCAACCUGCUCAGCACUCAGCUCACCUUCCAAGCCAUCCACAAGCCCAGAGUGAACCCCACUGUAACCUUCAACGAGAAUGCCUGCUCUGAUUCUGAGGAGGGCUUGGAGAAAGACAAACUGGCCAUUCCCAAGCGUUUGAGAAGAAGCUUACCCCCAGGCUUGCUGAGAAGAGUCUCGUCGACUUGGACAACCACCACCUCUGCCACAGGUCUGCCCACCUUGGAGCCUGCACCAGUGCGGAGAGACCGCAGUGCCAGCAUUAAGCCGCAUGAAGCACCUUGCUUGAAUCCCGACUCUUGGAAUGCCCCAGUGUCGAUGACUCUCACCAAGAGCAGAUCCUUCACUUCAUCCUAUGCCAUCUCUGCAGCUAACCAUGUAAAAGCUAAAAAACAAAACAGGCCAGGAAGCCUUGCUGAAAUUUCACCUGUACCCUCUCCCUUGUCCUCGCACUCCUCAAGGGUCACCUGCCAGCAGUCCCGUUGGCAACGUCACGUCAGCACACGUUUUCCAGAAUCCCCUGAAAUAACUGCCAAACGGGGCCCUGGAUCUCACAGGGCCUUAACUUACACCCAAAAGUGCCCCAACCUGUCCCCUCAGAUCCUGACUCACCUGUCGUACUGUGGGAGACCUUAUUCACAAGGGAAUCCUCCUGAUGGACCCUCAGAGAGAAGUGGCCCAGCCAUUCAGAAACCAAACAGAGCAGAUGACACUUCCCAAGUUACCUCUGAUUAUGAGACCAACAACAACAGUGACAGCAGUGACAUUUUGCAAAAUGAAGAGGAGGCCGAAUGCCAGAGAGAGCCACCGAGGAAAGCAUCGGCUUGUGGCACCUAUACUUCCCAGACCAUGAUCUUCCUGGACAAGCCAAUUCUUGCUCCCGAACCCCUAGUCAUGGAUAACCUGGACUCAAUUAUGGAUCAGUUAAACACCUGGAAUUUUCCAAUUUUUGAUUUAGUGGAAAAUAUAGGAAGAAAAUGUGGCCGUAUUCUUAGCCAGGUAUCAUACAGACUGUUUGAAGACAUGGGCCUCUUUGAGGCCUUUAAAAUCCCAGUUAGGGAAUUUAUGAAUUACUUUCAUGCUUUGGAGAUCGGAUACAGGGACAUACCUUAUCAUAAUAGAAUCCAUGCCACUGAUGUUUUGCACGCUGUGUGGUAUCUCACAACGCAGCCGAUUCCUGGCCUCCCAAGCGUGAUUAGUGAUCACGGAUCAGCAAGCGACUCGGAUUCUGACAGUGGAUUUACACACGGACACAUGGGAUAUGUGUUUUCAAAAAUGUAUCAUGUGUCAGAUGACAAAUAUGGAUGUCUGUCUGGGAAUAUUCCAGCCUUAGAGUUGAUGGCCUUGUAUGUCGCCGCAGCCAUGCAUGACUACGAUCACCCAGGAAGGACAAAUGCUUUUCUGGUUGCCACUAGUGCUCCUCAGGCGGUGCUGUACAAUGACCGUUCAGUUCUGGAGAACCAUCAUGCAGCUGCAGCGUGGAAUCUCUUCAUGUCCCGGCCAGAGUAUAAUUUCUUAGGUAACCUGGACCAUGUGGAAUUUAAGCAUUUCCGGUUCCUAGUCAUUGAAGCAAUUUUGGCUACUGACCUGAAGAAACACUUUGACUUUGUAGCCAAAUUUAAUGCCAAGGUGAACGACGAUGUUGGGAUAGAUUGGACCAAUGAAAAUGAUCGUCUCCUGGUGUGUCAAAUGUGUAUAAAGUUGGCAGACAUUAAUGGGCCUGCUAAGUGUAAAGAACUCCACCUGAAGUGGACGGAGGGCAUCGCCAGUGAGUUUUAUGAGCAGGGCGAUGAAGAAGCCAGCCUCGGUUUGCCCAUAAGUCCCUUUAUGGACCGCUCUGCGCCACAGCUGGCCAACCUUCAAGAAUCCUUUAUCUCACACAUUGUGGGUCCUCUAUGCCACUCGUAUGACUCUGCGGGUCUCAUGCCAGGAAAAUGGGUGGAUGACAGUGAUGAUUCAGGAGACACUGAUGACCCAGAAGAGGAGGAAGAAACCGAAACACCAAAUGAGGAAGACAUCUGUGAAAAUAAUGCAGCUCCCAGAAAGAAAACUUGCAAAAGGAGGAAAAUCUACUGCCAAAUAACUCAGCACCUCCUGCAGAACCACAUGAUGUGGAAGAAAGUGAUUGAAGAGGAACAGGCCUUAGCAGGCCUAGAGAACAAGUCCCUGGACUCAGCCCCUUUGCAGCAUCCCUCAGAGCAGAUCCAGGCUAUCAAGGAGGAAGAGGAAGAGAAGGGGAAGCCAAGAAUUGAGGAGAGCCCAGCUUCACAGCCAGAACUGUGACCAUGGGGAGAGUGAGCCAUGUUUGCAUACAGAAUUACUUGUCCCGGACACUUUCCAAGCCAGCACAACACUUAGACACAACACUGUAGAAUACCGGAAGGUGGGCAAGUGGCUACAGCAUUUGGGGAACCCUUCACGUUUCCUGUGUUUCCUUUUACAGUAAGGGACAGCGCUGAAGGCUAGCUUUCACUCUGCGACACCAGCGACUAAGGAUCGUUUUAUCAAAGAGAAAUAUAUGUGUGUGUAUAGAUUCCCACAUAGGCUCAUGUAAGACUUAUUAUAGUCACGUGUAACACAUGCACACUGAGAGCCAGGAUGCCUGACUCCACAAGGUAGCAACAGUCAUAUUAAGAUAUAUAGAGGUCACUGUAACAUAGACAUCUUAAAGGAUGAAAACCCAAGAGGAAAUGGGCAGCUUAGCAAGGAAACAAACGUAGGCUCAAGACUGACCAGCUUUUGUUCUCCCUACUGAGGGGACGAACAUUCUAGAACAUUGUUGGGAUUCUAAUGCAUCCUGCCAACUGUGUGUGUAAGGGUGUGUGUGUGUGUGUGUGUGUGUGUGUGAGAGAGAGAGAGAGAGAGAGAGAGAG
Molecule: messenger RNA, 4001 nt
Organism: Arvicola amphibius (Eurasian water vole)
Lineage: Eukaryota; Metazoa; Chordata; Mammalia; Rodentia; Cricetidae
Gene: Pde3a
Product: phosphodiesterase 3A
Biological process (GO): positive regulation of oocyte development; oocyte maturation
Cellular component (GO): cytosol
Molecular function (GO): 3',5'-cyclic-AMP phosphodiesterase activity
Source: RefSeq, a predicted model, not a curated record